Molecule: messenger RNA, 738 nt
Organism: Arabidopsis lyrata subsp. lyrata
Lineage: Eukaryota; Viridiplantae; Streptophyta; Magnoliopsida; Brassicales; Brassicaceae
Exons: 1
Coding region: 1-738 (245 amino acids)
Source: RefSeq, a predicted model, not a curated record
AUGGUUUCUUCUUGUGAUCUAGUUGAUAUAAGAUCAAAGGGUGACAGGUUCUCUUGGGUUGGUGAACGACACACUCACACUGUGAAAUGUUGCUUAGAUAGAGCAUUUAUUAAUAUAGAGGCUGCGGCUAACUUUCCAUUUGCAGAGCUUGAAUUUCUUGAGUUUGCUGGUUCUGAUCAUAAACCUCUGCUACUCUCUAUGGAGAAUACAGCCACCACAAGAACAAAAUCGUUUUUCUUUGAUAAAAGGCUGGUUGACAUUCCACAUUUUAAAAGGUGCGUUAAAGAAGGCUGGGAAAAUGGCAAAUUAACUCAAGGCUAUCAGAUUAUGGACCAAGUUAGGAUCUGCCGUCAUCAUUUGGCACGAUUGAAACACAGAUCCAAUCUUAAUGCGGAUUCUCGAAUAAAAGAUCUACAAGCGCAGUUAAACACAGUGAUGUCAAGCAUCUCAAGAACGGAGAGACUAGCAAUUCCACAAAUUCAAAGGGACCUUGCCAAAGCGUACAAUGAUGAGGAAAAAUACUGGCACCAAAAAAGUCGCAACAACUGGAUGAUAGGAGGUGAUAGGAAUACUGGGUUUUCCACGCGUGUACAAAGAUUAGGUACGCAAAAAACAGAAUCAACACAAUUAAGGACGAUCAAGGAAAUGUUUGCAACGGUGACAAAGAUAUUGGGCUACAUGCUCAACAUUUCUACUCUGAAAUUUAUGCUAGCAAUGGACGGUCUGUUUCUCCUAUAG